Molecule: messenger RNA, 677 nt
Organism: Rhipicephalus microplus (southern cattle tick)
Lineage: Eukaryota; Metazoa; Arthropoda; Arachnida; Ixodida; Ixodidae
Product: MIF4G domain-containing protein A-like
Source: RefSeq, a predicted model, not a curated record
AGUCUGCCUUGUUGGCGCCAAAGGAAGUGGAUGUACUUGUGCGUGUAGUGUUAUGGAAAGCCAUCCACGACGACGACAGCGCUGAGCUGGCGGCGAAGUUCUGCACCCGCGUCAUCAGGGCUGAGUUCGACGGGGGGUUCGUCGAUCAACUCUUGUGGACCUGCCGCAAGUGGCUCAAGCAACACGACGUCCCGGUGCAGAGCUCCACUUUUUGGGCGCCACUGGAGCCGAAGACUCAGAAGAAUGCCGGUCAGGUACUGAUCGCCUUCGUGAACUUCAUGGCCGCGCUUCUGUCGGACGUCCCUGAAAAUCCAGGAGCUGCAUCUAUGGGCGCGCUUCACUGCGGACACAUCUUCUCUAUGGCGGCGCUUCUGUGUGACUCCUGCAGGCUUGUCAUGAACUCGCCUCAGCUGGACUACGAAGCUAAGGUCGAAUGCCUCCGCAGAGCACUAACUACAGCUGGCGAAGCUGCUGAACGAGGUGCCCCUGCCCGCAUGGCGGCGCUGGUGGACUGCUUGCGGGACGCUUUCCUAUCGUCGGAUGUUCCCGAGGAAGCUCGCUUGACCCUACUCGAACUUCUAGAGCUGCGUGCUUCAGGCUGGAAACUAUCCCUGGAGCAGCAGCUUUACUAUACCAGCCUCAACGACGCUGCCGCUGACGAAUAUGACAAUAAAUAA